AUGGUGCUGCUGUUAAUCGAGGAGAUGAUCACGGUCGGGACGGACUUUCAUAUUCUCUUGCGGAUGAUUAAUAGCUUCGUUCGAUCGCCUGGUGGUUCGAGAUCGGUCGAGAAAGAGCCACUGGGUAGAUUCUUAUGCAGCAGAUUCGCAAGUAUGUUCUUGUCCUCCGCCUAUGUCGAUAUUCUCUUUGCGAUACGAAUGUCAUUCUAUGCAGCACCUCUCGACACGGGGUACAGCGCCACAAAAAUUCUCCAGAAUGUCAUCCCUGAACACCUCGACUUUCUCUACAGCUACCUUGCCCCAUAUCCCGAAUACACGGAGAUAAUCUACAUGCUCGCCGACCUGAUCCAAAAAGCCGCGCAGAUAUACCAGGCGCACGCGGCAAAUAUGCCGGACGCCAUGAUCGGAAAGCUCGUUCAGUCGUUCUUGAAGGAAACAUCAACCUUCAACACAGGUUCGCCGGGCGGCCACAUCCUUAUCUGGCCAUUCUUUAUUGUUUGA
Penicillium argentinense is the source of this 501-nucleotide messenger RNA. RefSeq lists its product as uncharacterized. The transcript has a single exon. The record is from RefSeq and is a predicted model, not a curated record. The coding region runs from base 1 to 501 and encodes 166 amino acids. NCBI's taxonomy places the organism in Eukaryota, Fungi, Ascomycota, Eurotiomycetes, Eurotiales, Aspergillaceae.